Molecule: messenger RNA, 915 nt
Organism: Acanthosepion pharaonis
Lineage: Eukaryota; Metazoa; Mollusca; Cephalopoda; Sepiida; Sepiidae
Source: the annotation of a GenBank genome assembly
AUGAGAUAUACCGUCGACUCUCUCUGUGAUUCCGACAUAUAUAUAUUUCUUAAUAUCUUAUCUAUAUCUAUCUAUCGCUCUCUCUCUCUCUCUCUCUCUCUUAUCUAUCUAUCUAUCUAUCUAUCUAUCUAUCUAUAUAUAUAUAGGAGUUUAUAUUUCGUGUCAUCGAAUCUAGUGUCAGUGCAAAAUGAGUUGAGUAAAUCUAUCUAUCUAUCUAUCUAUCUAUCUAUCUAUCUAUCUAUCUAUCUAUCUAUCUAUCUAUCUAUCUAUCUCAGUCUUCUAUCUAUCUAUCUAUCUAUCUAUCUAUCUAUCUAUCUAUCUCAUCUUCCCACUUUUCUCUCUCUGUAUCUACAAACACUAAGUGUAUUGAUAUCUAUCUAUCUAUCUAUCUAUCUAUCUAUCUAUCUAUCUAUCUAUCUAUCUGUUUUUCUUUUUAUCAUCUGUUCACAUCUAUCUAUCUAUCUAUCUAUCUAUCUAUCUAUCUAUCUAUCUAUCUAUCUUAUUCAUUUAAUAUCUAUAUAUCUAUUCAUACAUAAAUAUAAACUCUCUUUCUAUACGUCCCUUCUUAGUCAAAUGUUGGCCACCCUGCUGGGCUCAGCUAACUCCAUAUUUCCUUUUUUCUAUGCAUUCUCUUUUGUCACUUUCUUUCUUUCUUUCUUUGUUUUUUUUUUCUUACUCCUAUACAUUCUCUUUGGUCACUUUCUUUCUUUCCCCCCUAUUUUCCCCUAUACGUUGCCUUUCUUUCUUUCUUUCUUUCUUUCUUUCUUUCUUUCUUUCUUUCUUUCUUUCUCCCAUAUACAUUCUCUUUCUUUCCUUUCCAUUUUCCCCUAUACAUUCUCUUUUGUAAUUUCUAUCUCUCCAGUAUACAUUAUCUUCACCCAUUUCUUUCUUUCUUUCUUUCUUCCUUUCUUUUAA